GAGCCCCCACCGCGGCCCCGCCCACAGGGGCCCUACCCGAGCCGGUGCGCGGCGCGGAGGGGAGGGCUCGCCGGGGCAGGAAUGCGCGGCGGGCGGGCGGCGCAGGAGGCGAGCGGCGGAACAUGUAAGGGCACAUCCCGCGAGCUGCCGCCCAGCGCACACACAGAGCCCAGGAGAGCGAGCGGGCGGGCGGCGAGGCUCACGGGCCGGGGAGGCGCAGAGGCAUCGGGCAGAGGCGGGGCGGGGCAUCUCGGCUGAAGCGGGGCGGCUGGCGCCGAGCGGGCAGAGGCAUCAAUACGCAGCGCUCGGGCAGCGGUGUCCUGAGGGCCGCGGCGCGGGCGCACGGUGCAGUCAGGGCGCCAGUGAGUAGGGGGCACAGCCAGCUAGCCCAGGGCCCCAGAACCCGGCUCUGCCGAGCGGGGAGGGGCGUCACACCCGCCGCAGCCUACAGCUGUCUCGGAACCGUGGGGUGCCCAUGACGGCCGCGGCGACCGUGCUCAAGGAGGGCGUGCUGGAGAAGCGCAGCAGUGGGCUGCUGCAGCUGUGGAAGCGGAAGCGCUGCGUGCUCACCGAGCGCGGGCUGCAGCUCUUCGAGGCCAAGGGCACCGGCGGCCGGCCCAAGGAGCUCAGCUUCGACCGUAUCAAGGCUGUGGAGUGUGUGGAAAGCACUGGGCGCCACAUCUACUUCACGUUGGUGACCGAGGGCGGCGGCGAGAUCGACUUUCGCUGCCCCCUCGAAGACCCUGGCUGGAACGCCCAGAUCACCCUAGGCUUGGUCAAGUUCAAGAACCAGCAGGCCAUCCAGACAGUGCGUGCCCGGCAGAGCCUUGGGGCCGGGACCCUCGUGUCCUAAACCACCAGGCGUACCAUCUUAACCUUCAUGCUCCCUACAACUGCUGGUGCUUGGAGGUCAUGUCAGCUUCCCUGCCCCCUUUGGCUGGAGGAGGCAUGACUGUGCUUCAUGUGGCGAGGCAGAAGCCAUGGACAUGUGGAGGAGGCACUGGAGCUGAGGGAAUGGACGGAGCCCAGACAAGAGGGCAGAAGGCCUUGAAGGGCUGAGGAUGAAGAUUCAGCCCUUCCAUACUCUCAGACUCUCAGGACAUGCCCAGCUCAGGGUCGUCUGGCCACAGGCUGGCCUCAUAUAGCACAAUGGAGAGCUGGUAUCAAAGCCCCCUCUCUGCUGUAGUCCUGCCAUCUGUCUUGCAGACUGCUGUUACCCCCCUGGCUUUGUGCCAUGCCUGGAGGAGGGCAUUCCCAAGGAGAAUGGCAGCAAGCCAACGCCUCAGAACUCAGAAGGCCAGCCUGGUACCCAGAGGAGGAACUAUGCUGGGACAGUCUCUGGACUCACCUUAAGAAGGGGGGAGCUGCUGGGCCUGAGGCCCACACCUGGGGGUCUCCUGCUGCUUAGGUCCUUUCGGGACCCCCACCCAUCCAGGCCCUUUCUUUGCACACUUCUUCCCCCACUCUACCCUUUUUCCCUCCACUGUGGUGUUAGGCCUGGAAGUGGUGGGGGUGGGAGUGGGUUUGGCCAUUACCAUUUCAUGCCUAUCCCAGAAUGAAGAUGCCCUACAAGGGCA
Messenger RNA from Otolemur garnettii (small-eared galago), 1577 nucleotides. RefSeq names its product pleckstrin homology like domain family A member 3 (gene PHLDA3). Gene Ontology annotation, biological process: intrinsic apoptotic signaling pathway in response to DNA damage by p53 class mediator; negative regulation of phosphatidylinositol 3-kinase/protein kinase B signal transduction; positive regulation of apoptotic process. The transcript is spliced from 2 exons. Gene Ontology annotation, molecular function: phosphatidylinositol phosphate binding. NCBI's taxonomy places the organism in Eukaryota, Metazoa, Chordata, Mammalia, Primates, Galagidae. The coding region runs from base 476 to 853 and encodes 125 amino acids. The record is from RefSeq and is a predicted model, not a curated record. Gene Ontology annotation, cellular component: plasma membrane.